Chelmon rostratus (copperband butterflyfish) is the source of this 978-nucleotide messenger RNA. RefSeq names its product odorant receptor 131-2-like. The transcript has a single exon. The record is from RefSeq and is a predicted model, not a curated record. Gene Ontology annotation, cellular component: membrane. Gene Ontology annotation, biological process: G protein-coupled receptor signaling pathway. NCBI's taxonomy places the organism in Eukaryota, Metazoa, Chordata, Actinopteri, Chaetodontiformes, Chaetodontidae. The coding region runs from base 1 to 978 and encodes 325 amino acids. Gene Ontology annotation, molecular function: G protein-coupled receptor activity.
AUGUCAAAUGCAACUUCAUUUCAGACAAACAUCACUGAUGGACUGCAGCACCGGGGGAUGGUGGAAAUUUUAUUGUUUUCUGCUCCAAUUAUAUUAUCAUGCUGUGUGUUCCUCCUCAUUAAUGCCACCAUGUUGAUCACCUUGAGGAGUAAACUGGUGUUUCGUGAAACCUCCCGCUACGUUCUUCUGUAUAACCUCCUUUUUGCAGACACUGUACAGAUGGCACUGAGUCAGGUACUGUACAUAGUAUGUGCUUGUAGAAUAAUGCUGACAUAUCCUGUUUGUGGCGUUCUCACCAUGCUCGCCAAUCUCACAACUGUGAUCUCACCUCUCACACUGGUGGUGAUGUGUCUGGAGAGAUAUGUGGCUGUGUGCUACCCACUGAGGCACACUACCAUCAUCACCAUCAGAAACACAGAGGUGGCUAUUGUUGUGGUUUGGGGCUUCAGUUCACUAAAUGUCCUCAUUCAAGUUCUUUUGCUGUUAGAUUUUCCAUUUGAGGACCUGCAGAGCCUGCAGAUGAAAGAGUUUUGCUCCACAGAAAAUAUGCUGCUUGGCACAAUGUCUGAUCUGUACGACCAAGUCUUCACUUGUUUCCUGUUUGCAUCAGCUUGUGUGGCAAUCACGUCGUCAUAUAUUGGUGUGAUGGUAGCAGCCAGGUCAGCCUCCACAGACACAGCUUCAGCACGUAAGGCUCGUCACACACUGCUGCUGCAUCUGGCACAGCUGGGCCUCAGUCUGUCCUCAACUAUAUACAAUCCUCUGGUUAUUGCUAUCACAAAAAUCGUUGACAAAAUCACAAUCUUUCGCAUCCAGACUAUUCUUUAUGUGGGUGUAAUCCUUCUUCCCAGAUGUCUGAGCACUCUCAUCUAUGGCAUCAGAGACCAGACCAUCAGACCCAUCCUCAUAUGUCAUCUAUGCUGUCAAUAUAAACUGUCGAUUGUUCAGUCACUAAGGUCUCAGUCUAGGCUACACUGA